ACCUCUGCCAUCUCUUCUCAGCUUAGGGAGAUGGAGGGGUGGAGUCUGCUCCCAAGCCCUGUCCCUUUCCGUUUUCUAAAAGCAAGCUGACAGGCAGUUUUCUGGGAAGUGAAAAGGAGUGUUUACUUUCGGUUUUGACUAGAGUUUUUUGUCUUUUUCUUGUUCUGUAGAUCAAUCUUGAACUUGGAACCAGAAAACUCUCGGAUCUAGGGGCAGAAACCCCUCUGCCAGGAUAACCAUGGGAAUAUUUACAAAUUACAGAUUCUAUUUGAAAGAUGACAGUUUACAAUACAUGCAGAAGAAAUUACUAAGAAACAAUAUUAAAAAAAACAAUGGAAUUGUCUCCUCUACAUUAAACCACAAGUGUACACAUAUAAUUUUAGACAAUGAUGCUACUCUGAGUUCUGAUGAGCUAAGUGCUGUCCAGGAGUAUCACAUCUCCAUCGCAAACAUAGAUUUUUUAUGGGACUGCCUCAAACAAGGAGAACUCUUAAGUAUUGAGAAUUACAAAUGCAAUGAAUCAUCAGGACUCACUCUACUUCCUUUUGAAAGAUCAAGCAGUUCCAGAGUGGACAAGGAUGACUUGCAUAGUACUGCAGAGAAGAAUGAAGAGAUUAUGGAGCAGAAUAAAUUUUGUACAGAAGAUGACGACAUCACAUAUAUUCCUCAAGAUUUUGAAGUUGCAAAGUACAGCAUCCUAGAAAAAAUUAAAUCAGAGGGAGAGAAAGAAGUGGUGGUGGUGGAAUUGCAGUGCUUCCAGGAGCAUCCUGAAUUUUCUUUUCUUGUAUCUUCCAAUCUUUUGCUGGAAGGUGGUAUUAAGACUAGGAGACAUUUAUCUAGAAAGAACACAUCUGAAGAUGCAAGUGAAUACUAUGAAAGUUAUGUUGAAGAAUUGAAGAAACAAGGAUUUCUGGCAUCAGAAAGUUUUCCACCUGAAGCAAACCUACUGGCAUCUGAGAAGUUACAAGCAUUGAUGUUGGAGGAUGUGUUAAAUGGAGAUACUAUAAGUGAAGAAGUGAGUAAUUUAGUGGAGUUGAUUUGGGUAGAAGCUCUUGGUCACCUGGAAAACAUUCUUCUCAAGACAGCAAAUAGCAUCAGCCUAAAUGAUGUAAGCAAAGCUGAGGGUAUUCUACUUCAAGUUAAGGCAGCAUUAAACAAGGGUGAAACCACAGAAGAGUUGAGAAAGAUGAUGUCAGAAUUCUACCGACUUAUACCUCACAGAAAUUCAGAAGAUGAAGUUAACAAAAGACUAUUAUCUAAGAAAGAAGAUCUCUGCCAGCUCAUAAGAGAUGUGAUUAAUGUCAGUGAAGCAAAUCUCUCAAGAUCUAACCCACCUUCUCUUGCCAAAUACCGAGCUCUAAGAUGCAAAAUUGAGCACGUUGAUGAGAAUACUAGAGAAUUUUUCAAAGUUAAAGAAGAAGUAUUACAAAAAAAUUCUGGGAAGAAUCUAGUGGACAUCUUAAACAUAUAUCGAAUUGGCAAAGUUCACGAAACAGUGGAAUUUCAGAGCAAGCUUGGCAAUGUUCAGUCCUUAUUACAUGGAACACCUGGGAGAAAUAUUGUUGGAAUUCUUUCCCGAGGAUUGCUAUUACCCAAAAGAUUGGUUGAAGAUCAUGGAAUAGAAAGAACAGAUUUUGGAAAUCUUGGUAAUGGAAUAUAUUUCAGCGAUUCUCUCAGUACAGGCAAUAAAUAUUCACAACCAAAUAAAACAAAUGGCACUAGAUUCCUAGUUGUUUGUGAUGUUGCCCUUGGAUGCUGCAUAAAUUUGCUUAAGCGAGAUUCAUCAUUAACUGAACCACCACCAGGUUAUGACAGUGUGCAUGGAAUUCGGAGAACAGAACAGAUCAUCUCAGACUUUGAGGAUGAUGAAUUUGUUAUAUAUAAAACCAGUCAAGUUAAAAUGAAAUACCUUGUUAACUUUUGUAUGAGUGGAGACCGAAUAAAGGACUUUUGUCCUUGUGUAAAUUCUGAGUUGGAGGAAAAUAGACCUGAGCUUUUAAAUGAUAAUUCACAACUUAAAGAUUUUGCAUUACCAGAUACCAACCCUUUCAUCAAUAUAAAAGCUGGCCUUCAAGAUCUCUCUGGGAUUCAAGUCCCUCUUGAAGAGAUUCAUAUCAAGGGAAGAAUAAUGGACUUCAUAGCCCAGAUAAUUGUUUUUCAAGCAUAUAACAAUAAGAGUGAUCUGCCUAUUGAAACAAAAUAUGUCUUUCCCUUGGAUGACAAAGCAGCAGUGUGUGGGUUUGAAGCUUUCAUCAAUGGCAAGCAUAUAAUAGCAGAGGUCAAGGAAAAGGAAGAAGCCCAUCAGGAGUACAGAGAAGCCAUCAGUCAAGGCCAUGGAGCUUACUUGAUGGAUCAAGAUAGUCCUGGUGUCUUUACUGUGAGUAUUGGAAACUUACCACCACAGGCCAAAGUUCUUAUCAAAAUUACCUAUAUUACUGAGCUCAGUUUUCAUCAUGGAUGUGCCAACUUCUUCAUGCCUGCUACUGUAGCACCGUGGCAACAGGACAAAGCUUUAAAUGAAAACUUGCAGGAUGCAGUAGAGAAAGUUUAUAUUAAGGAAGUAGGAGUGCAUCAGCAAUUCUCCUUAAAUAUAUCAAUUGAGAUGCCACAUUUAAUUGAGCUAAUUAGCAGUGACACACACCAGCUCAAAAUAAAGAAAACAGACUGCAAAGCUGUAAUCAGUACUUUGGAUAACAGUACCUUAGACAGCAAAGGCUUCUCUCUCCAGAUCCACAUAGGAGAGGUUUACCUCCCAAGAAUGUGGGUUGAAAAGCACCCAAACAAGGAAAGUGAGGCCUGCAUGCUGGUGUUCCAUCCAGAUUUUAGCACUGCACUUCCUGAAAAGGCCUAUACUAAUGAAGUUAUUAUUUGUCUGGAUUGUUCCAAUUCUAUGGAGGGUUCAAUAUUACUGCAAGCAAAGCAAAUUGCCUUACAUGCUCUGUCUCUUGUCCAAGAGAAGCAAAAAGUAAAUAUUAUCAAGUUUGGCACAAGUUACACAGAAUUAUUUUCAUAUCCUAAGUACUCCACAAGCAAUCCUGACCUAACAGAGUUCAUUAUGUCUGCUACACCUACCAUGGGAAAUACUGACUUCUGGAAAACCCUUCGUUUUUUAAACUUACUCUACCCUUCUCAAGGGAUGCGCAGCAUACUUCUUCUGUCUGAUGGGCAUAUUCAGAACAAGAGCCUGACAUUGCAGAUUGUAAAAAGAAAUGUUAGACACACCCGCUUAUUUACAUGUGGCAUUGGGUCCACAGCAAAUCGUCAUAUCCUAAGGACUUUGUCCCAGUACGGUGCUGGAGCAUUUGAAUACUUUAACACAAAAUCUAAAUAUAGUUGGAAAAAACAGAUUGAAGACCAGAUGACAAGAAUAUUUUCUCCAGGAUGCAGCUCUGUGUCUGUUAAAUGGCAACAAUUGAAUUUAAAUUCACCAGAGCCCAUGCAGGCUCCCACACAAAUCCAGGCCUUAUUCAAUAAUGAUAGGCUGCUUGUGUAUGGAUUCAUUCCUCAUUGUACACAGGCUAUCCUAAAUGCUUUAAUUCAAGAGAGGGAAUUUCAGACAAUGGUAUCAACUACUGAACUACAGAAAACAACUGGAACUAUGCUUCACAAGCUAACAGCUAGAGCUAUCAUCAGAGAUUAUGAAGAUGGAAUACUUCAUGAGGAUGAAACAAAACAUGAGAUGAAGAAGCAAAUUUUGAAGUCUCUGAUUAUUAAACUCAGUAAGGAGAACUCUAUUAUAACACAAUUUACAAGUUUUGUGGCAGUUGAGAAAAGGGAUAGCAAUAUAUCAUCGGAUUCUAAUAAUCCAAAUAUUUUGGAACUUAUCACCACAGAAGACAUAGAUUUUCUACCAUACAUGGAUUGGGAGGUGGAGCAGCUAGAGAAUAUAAUGAUGAAGGUUCAACAGAAAUAUCACAGAAGAAUGAAGCUGAAAAAUAUUAAAGAUAUUUUUAAGUUAAGUUCGAGGGAUACUUUUUCAGACAUUACUUCUAUGAGGAAACAUUCAGUACCACAUAUUAUCCAUUACAAACCAGAAAAAGAGAUUCGACUAUUCACAGAAAAUGAUGAGAAAUUAAAAUUGUAUUCUUCUAUGGAGGAAAACUGUUCUGUUCCAUCUCAAAAGCUGCUUCUUACUUCUGAUCAAUAUGACCAUGCCAGGGCUUUAGAUCUAACUAAGAAAGAUUCAGACAUGACAUUUUUAUUUAAUAAACAUAAAAAACAGGAUUGGGACUCUGAAACUUCUUUCACUCUUUCCUCUCCAAUUCCUCCUCCUCCUCCUCCUCCUCCUCCUCCUCUUCCUCCUCGUCUUCUGGCUAAUUCCUCCUUUUCCCAAUCUUGUUCAGGCUUUGCCUUACAUGCUAGAACGCUUUCUACUCCUAGUUUUCUUUCUGCAAACUCUCCUUUUCCUCCUCCUUUAGUCCAACAAGGAGGUAAUGCUUGGGGGGCUCCUUAUUCUAAUUCUGAUCUUCCUCCUUUGUCUCCUUUUUCUUCUUCUCUUUCCUGUCCAACUCCUCUUUCUGCUUCUCUUUCUUGCUCUUCUUUUAUUUCUUGUCCUCCUCCUCCUCCUCCUCCUCUUUGUGGUGCUCCUGGAUUUAUUCCUAGGCCUCAUUUAGAUUUACUUGAGUUUCCAAGACCUGGGAUAAUGAAGAAGUCACUUUCAGUAUUUAAGGAGGGGUAUGAAUCCACUCCGGAUGUUGAUUAUGGGAACUUAUCACUUAGAAAAAAAAUGUACGGCAUUGAAUCAAAUCAUGGACAUAUUUUUGGAAUGAAAAAUGAUGAACAACUGCGAUGGCUCCGUCAGCCUCCGUUUUCUCCAUCCAGAGAUACUAGAAAAGAAAUAGUCUCUACAGCUUUCUCAUUUGCAGAGAAGAAUUCCAUAGUACAAGAUGUUACUCCAUCACUUGCUAAGAUACAAAAACAUCAGACUGAUGUGAUCCCCAGAGAAAAUUGGUUGAGGAGUAUUAAAGAGAAUUUGGUGUUUUGGACUCAGGUUUUUAAUCUUCAGAAUGAGGAAGGCUUUUGGAAACUUAACCAUGAACUUGGACUUAUUUUAAAACUGAAUGUGAAUGAUUUAAACACCUUUCUUGUGCAAAAAGGCAUUCAAUCCCUAGGUUCCAAAGGAAAAGAAGAUGUAUUACAGCUGAUUGCCACAUUUUUAGUGCUACAGCUCAUUCGAAUCAAGUUGGAGCUAGAAGGGAUCACAGUCAAGUCACUGUUGAAACUAGAUGACUCAGCUGAUUACAGACCUUGUGCCUGGGCCUGGAGUUUUGCUUCAGUAAAGAAAGCAGUGGAAUGGGUAAGAAGAACAGAAGCACAAUAUCCAUCUCUUUGCUCUAGGCUUGAAUUGGGUAAAGACUGGGAUUCUGCCACCAAACAGCUGUUGGGAAUUCAACCAAUAAGUACCAGAUCUCCUCUUCACAAAGUAUUUAAUUAUAAUCAAGGCUAAAGUUUGUCAAAUUGUAUUUGAUUUUUCAUGUUUGGGUUUGUAAAGUACUUACAUUGAAUAGAAACCGACUAAAAUAUGAUUUAAGUUAUGAUUAUAUUAAGUAUAUAAGCCAAGCAUUUGAAAAUUAGAUAAAACAAGAUAUUUCAUAAUAAGCAAAUGUUUUCUGUUGGCAAUAAAAAAGAAAUAAUUGUGAUAUAGAAAUUUAACUUACUUUGAUAUUUUGAUGUGAUUAAUUCUUUGUUUUGAAUGCUUAAAUGCUUAAUUGUAAGUAAACAUUUCAUGUUGUCACUAAAUUCAUCUAAAGGAAAUCAUUGUUUUCUGGUUAGGAAAGGAAUAUUGAAUAUAUUGUAUUUAGAAAUAAGAACCAUAAAAUUAAAACUUUUCGUUCUA
Messenger RNA from Sarcophilus harrisii (Tasmanian devil), 5836 nucleotides. RefSeq names its product poly(ADP-ribose) polymerase family member 4 (gene PARP4). Gene Ontology annotation, molecular function: NAD+ poly-ADP-ribosyltransferase activity. The record is from RefSeq and is a predicted model, not a curated record. The transcript is spliced from 35 exons. Bases 239 to 5446 code for a protein of 1735 amino acids. Lineage: Eukaryota; Metazoa; Chordata; Mammalia; Dasyuromorphia; Dasyuridae.